GCGAGUCGGAAUUUACAGAAAUCGUAUGGUAUUCCAUGUACCCAGCUACGAGGCAGCUACCGCGUGCGAUACUGACGAGAGUCUGUUCUGCUGUGUAGAUCGAGACGCCGCCAGAAAGCCCCGCGGCCGAACGCCCCUCUUUCCCAUAUGGACGCACACCACCGCCACGACACGAGGAGCGAUCUCAAUCGCCAUUUAACCCGUUUUCUGAUCAUAAUCCAUGGAGAGACAUGGACGAUGCAGAAGAGCAUGGGUUUGGAAAUGGGCCUGGGAUGACUCGUCGGUCCUACCGGUCCCCUGAUGGACGGUUCACGUUUACGAGUACGACAUUCUCCUCUGGGGGUGGCUCCCCGCGGCGGCCGCAGAACCCUUAUGAAGCAGCACCUCCUUUCGAUCCGUUGAUGCCCGUCUUGCGCAGCUUCGACACGAUCUUCCGUGGUCUCACCGAUACGUAUGUGAAUCAGAGCCCACGGCCGGGCCAGAGUCCUCCUCAGCCUGCAAGAGACUAUCCACGACGGGAAUCCGAAAUCCACGAUUUCCCGGAUCCUGAAGAGGACUAUCCCGGUAGCAGAAAUGUAUACCCGCCUCCUGAAGGAUUGUGGCCCCGAGACGCGGACCACCCGCAACCUAUGCAGCAUCCGCUUGGAAACAUAAAUGAUAUUCUCGAGCUCUUCCGCACAGAUUUCGGACCCCGCGGCCCUGGCGGUGUUAGCGGUAGAGGCGGUGUCCGCGUGAUGACCGGUCCUAAUCCUCUUUCGAUUCUUGCCAACCUCCUCAGUAUGGGAGAUCGCCACGGAGAUGCUGUCUACUCUCAGGAAGAGCUAGACCGUGUAAUAUCCCAGCUGAUUGACCAAAAUGCGAACGGAAAUGCGCCACCGCCAGCCGCGGAGAGCGCUAUCAAAUCCCUACCAAAGAAGCCAGUUGACCGGGACAUGCUAGGAAGCGACGGCAAAGCAGAGUGUUCUAUCUGCAUGGAUAACGUGGAGUUAGGUACAGAAGUUGCCGAGCUCCCAUGUAAACAUUGGUUCCACUAUAAUUGCAUUGAGGCGUGGCUCAAUCAACACAACACCUGCCCUCAUUGCCGACGUGGAAUAAAUACCCCAGGACAGACGGGCACUGAGGGUUCACGGGAUAACCCGGUAGUUGUCAACAGUAGCCCUGAGCCGUCUUCUCCCAGGAGUCGACGGCAGUCUACAACAAGUUCCUAUACCCGCAGAACGCCUCCCCGCCGUCAGUCCUCAUCGCAGGAUCACUCUGGUAACCCGCCCACUCCGGAAAGGAGACGAUCGGGUCGGAGUGAAGGACACGGCGGAGGUAUUGCCUCAGGCAUCACCGGCUGGGUACGCAGCCAUUUCGGUGGUGGAAGCUCAUCAUGAAUGUAUGAUUCCAUGAAAUAUCCUAAAUUAUUUUUCUAUGAAAGGGUUCACUUCAGAGAUUGCUUUAACAUAAGCUAUUGAUGGACUUUAGGCAUUUAGGUACCUUUGGCUAUUUUUAUUCAUCGAGAAAUAGCCCAUCUCUCUCUUCCUCUCCCCUAAUAUUGCUUACCAUCACAUGCAGGAAUGUUUGGAUAGAUGGGAAUAUGCACUAUAAAGGAGAUGUAUGACUCUUUCUUUCUGCUCCGACCAUCAUGAUUAUGGUCCAUGACUCUCUUAGUAUAUGAGGAUGAACAGUUCACCUAUCCAUGAUGUUGUCAUUUCAUUAAGAUCCAGGUGGUUUUCUAGUCUGUUUUCUAUUCUACUUUGUGGCUAAUAAUACCCGAAUAAAUCAUCACAUGCCUUUCUUCAUGAAUUAAAUCGCGUAACACUAGAC
This is a messenger RNA of Paecilomyces variotii, 1809 nucleotides long. RefSeq lists its product as hypothetical. The coding region runs from base 231 to 1376 and encodes 381 amino acids. The transcript has 3 exons. The record is from RefSeq and is a predicted model, not a curated record. NCBI's taxonomy places the organism in Eukaryota, Fungi, Ascomycota, Eurotiomycetes, Eurotiales, Thermoascaceae.